Messenger RNA from Cyprinus carpio (common carp), 5644 nucleotides. RefSeq names its product zinc finger E-box-binding homeobox 1-like. The record is from RefSeq and is a predicted model, not a curated record. NCBI's taxonomy places the organism in Eukaryota, Metazoa, Chordata, Actinopteri, Cypriniformes, Cyprinidae. Gene Ontology annotation, biological process: anatomical structure development; regulation of transcription by RNA polymerase II. Gene Ontology annotation, molecular function: DNA-binding transcription factor activity, RNA polymerase II-specific; RNA polymerase II cis-regulatory region sequence-specific DNA binding.
GUGAGAUAGGAAAUAUAAACUUAAAAAAAACACAUGCGUUCGUCCAAACUCUGUGUUUUUUGAUCAAAAGUGCACCGUUUUUUCAUUUCGUAUGUUCAUCUGUUGUAUUAAGUGUCUUUUUUAUGUGUGAAGAGAUGAGCAAAGACACUUUUCCUCAGGCUGACGCCAUGCGCGCGCCGUGUAACGUUAGCGGUUCUCUCAGCGCGCGCGUGUGUGAGCGACCUGUAACGUUAAAUAUGUGCCUACCUGAUCGGAGGGGAGGAUAAAAAUGUUACUUAGAUUUUCAUAAAUGCCAUUUGACCAUCUCGCUAUUGUUUUUUUGCUACCUGAACUUGCUGACAAGGAAGGAUUGCUUCUUUUUCUCUCUGAGACAUAUUGUCUCAUUUUGAAAGCAGACGGGAGGCGUUUCUCGUGCGUUGCAGCAAAUGUCAACUUGUGCAGUGAGUAACUACAGUCAUGUGCUGGAGGGCCAGUCAGACUCAGAUGAUGAAGAUAAGCUACACAUCGUGGAGGAGGAAGGGAGUCUCCUGGACGGGGCUGAUUGUGACAGUGUGGCCCCUGAUGAUGACCCUAAUGGGACCGUCGACCCUGACAGCCGUUGGGACGAUGUGAGAGAGGAGUGUGUGUCGGAUGAGGAUGAGAGGAGCAGAGAUGCUUUGGUUGAGGAGAUGCUCCAGCAAGGAGACACGGCCGUCAUCUUCCCAGAGGCUCCAGAAGACGAACCGCGACAGGGUACGCCAGAAACCAGUGGACAUGAUGAAAAUGGCACGCCAGACUCAUUUUCUCAGCUCCUCACAUGUCCCUAUUGCUCUCGUGGCUACAAGCGUUACACCUCACUGAAGGAGCACAUUAAAUACAGACACGAGAAGAGCGAGGACAACUUCAGCUGCUCUCUCUGCAGCUAUACCUUUGCCUAUCGAACACAGCUUGACAGACACAUGACCGCGCACAAAGCUGGCCGAGAACAGCGGCAUGUUACUCAGUCAGGUGGAGGAGGGAAUCGAAAGUUUAAAUGCACUGAAUGUGGCAAAGCCUUCAAGUACAAACACCACCUGAAAGAACACCUGCGCAUCCACAGUGGAGAAAAGCCUUAUGAGUGCUCCAACUGCAAGAAGCGUUUCUCUCAUUCCGGCUCCUACAGUUCCCACAUCAGCAGUAAGAAGUGCAUUGGCCUCAUCUCAGUAAAUGGGCGGCCACGAACUUCUCCCGCCACCGGGGGUGCUAAGACCCCGCAGUGCUCUUCCCCAUCCCUGCCAACCUCUUCCCCCACGGCACGUGUCCAAGUCAGAGACAAAUUGGACAAUAGCAAACCCCUUCAGGAACAGCUUCCCUUGACACAGAUCAAGUCUGAGCCACUGGACUACGAGUACAAGCCUGUGGUGUUGGCCCCAUCUGCUAGAGGCGUAAAUGGCAUGUUCCAGGGUGCUGUACAGGCUGUUGUGCUCCCAACAGUGGGUCUGGUAUCCCCAAUCAGCAUCAACCUGGGGGACUUACAGAACGUGCUGAAGGUGGCAGUGGAUGGGAACGUCAUCAGGCAAGUGCUGGAAAGCGCGCAAGCUAAGGGGCAGCAAGCAGGGACAGGAAUCGUUGGAACAGGAGGGGUGGGAAUUGCACAAGCACCCCAGCAAGUCAUACAGGCCAUUAGUCUUCCCAUCUUAGAUCAGGAUGGCAGUGCUAAGAUCUACAUCAACUACAGUCUGGACCCUUCACAGGCCCAAGCAGUCCUUCAAAGUCCAAAGAAGGAACCUUUGGGGUUGAACACAGAAGCCUGCAAGGCGCAGAAGCUGCCAGAAGACCUGACGGUCAAGACAAAUAGGGACAAAACCACCAUCACUGUGGACAAGAAAAAUAUUUUACACAAUGACACAACACUUAAGCACUGUGGUAAAGAUGGACAUAGGAUAAAUGGGAAAAAUCUUGAGGGGAAGAUAGACUUGGAGGAAGGACUGUGUCCUGGCCAGCCUCCCCUGAAGAACCUUCUCUCCUUGCUCAAGGCUUACAACAAGCCCACCAAGGAGGAGCUGGCAAAGAUAUCCGAGAUCUCUGUAGAUCCCUCCUCAGCCCUGGCUGAGGAUGAGCAGACCACUCCCAGGGAUUUGGAUGGGACUAGAGGUGAAUCACCCAGACCACUGCCGGAUAAGCAAAUGAACUCAGAGGAGCAAGCAGAGAGGGAAUGCUGUAGCCCAGCUGAGUGCAUAGCCGCUGGGGAGAAUGGGAUCGAGAGUGUCCCUACAUCCCCUUCACCAUUAAACCUAUCGGCUGAUGGUCCUGUCCCAGCCAGGACUCUUGAGGAAGGCGAGGGACCUCUCGAUCUGUCGCUACCAAAAUCUGCUGCUACAGCUGCUGUGGCUAGCGGUCACGUAAACACUGUUUACUCGGCUCAAGAGGAGCCACUGAAUUUGACUUGCACAAAGGAACUGCUCAGCAAUGCAAGCACCAAUGCUGCCAUAUAUGCCAGCCAACCAAGUGCCAAUCCCAUAAACAUUGUGACCACUCAACUGCCCACCCUAGUGGCUAUCACUGACCAGGGACAAGCGCAAUGUCUUCGUGCACUUACCACCACUAAUCAGACCAUCCUGAUCCCGCAGCUGACUUACAGUUACACCACUACAUCCUCCAGCCCAGCAGGGAACGACAUACCACAGAAGAAUGUUAUACACGUCAAUGGCAUCAAGGAGGAGAAACAGGAAAUCGGGUCAGAGGUCACCUCAACAUUGGAAGAACAGACAGACUCCGACUCAGGGCCGACGAGGAAGAAGAUGAAAAGGACGGAGAGUGGGCUGUACGCCUGUGACCUGUGUGACAAAAUCUUCCAGAAGAGCAGCUCACUGCUCCGCCAUAAAUAUGAGCACACAGGAAAGAGGCCUCAUGAAUGUGGGAUCUGCAGCAAGGCCUUCAAACACAAGCACCACCUUAUAGAACACCAGCGCCUGCACUCCGGAGAAAAGCCGUACCAGUGCGACAAGUGCGGCAAACGCUUCUCCCACUCUGGCUCCUACUCGCAACACAUGAACCACCGAUACUCCUACUGUAAGAAAGAGGCUCAAGGCCAAGGGCUAGGCCAGGGAGUCGAGGAAGAGGACAAUCCUGGCGAGGAGCAGCCUCAGACAGGCAGCACAGCGACCUCGCCCCCUUCCCACCUGGAUUCAGAUGAGCGGGGGAGUAGUACCAGAGAGGAUGAGAGCGAGGAGGAUGACGAGAUGGGAUCGGGGAGCUUAGUGGACGAGGAUGAGAUUCAGGUGGUCAAGAUUGGAGAUGAGGGAGAUGAAGACGACCAGGGAGCAGAUCAAGACCAGGAAGGAGAGAGGAUGGAAGGGGCGGAACAAGAAGAUGGUGAAGAGGAAGGUGAGAGUGAGGAAAAUGACGGACAGACGCUGAAAGUCGUAGUAAUGCAGGAUGAAUGUGAAGACGAAAACAGAGAGGAGGAGCAAUCAGCGCAGGAGGCCAUGGACACAGGAACUCUUGAACACAUGAAGGACACAACAGAAAAAGAGAGCCCAGCGGACGAUGAGAGAAGGAUUGAAAAUGAAGAAAACACAGCCACUAUGAAUGGAGACGUGAAGUGAAGAAAAGCCACAACUGUUGUUUUACAACCCUUAUUCCUUACGACAUUGUUUUACAAAGUUACUGAUUUGAAGGAACAAAAAAGACGUUUUCUCUCCCGCAGAUGUUUCUCUCUCUUCCUGAGAACUGACUAUGUUAAGACGAGAAUGAGAUGAGGAAGAGAGCGUGACUGCUCUUACGCUGCAUUUAAACCCACUACUGUGUAUAAACCCCCAGGUGUGCCUGAUAAAUACGAAAUAGUUACUUUUUCCACGUAAAGACAAUUUUCAGUGUUUUGAGUAUGGUUUGUAUAAAUGCAAAGUUUAAUGAUAAAAACAAAAAAGAACAUGACGCAUAUACGAACUGAAAGCUAUACACGUUUUGGCUAAUAAUGUUUUAUUACUAAAACGCCUUGGGUCAAUUUCUUUCAUCAGUAUUACUAAUUUUUUGUCAUUCUUGGUUUACCCUCAAAAACUGUACAGUUGGGAGAGAGAGAUUUCUAUACGUUUUUAUUGCCAAUGAACAAAACUCAGUAUUUUCUUGCAUUUGAAGGAAAUAGAAAAAAAAAAGUAUCCUGUGCACUACCAUAUUCCCAGUUUACCUAUGGAACACCAAUGGCCUUGUGUUGUUUAAUGUCUACCUUCCAGUAUUAGCGCCCCAGACGUUAUUCCCCAAGCCACGCUAAGUGCUCGCUAGCACAACAUUUGUCUGUCAUCUCAUUUCAAGAAGGACUGUGAGCCUUAAAUGUUAAAAGAUUGAUGUGGUUAUGGUGGGAGGGCUUUAAUGAAUCCCAAAAAGCCAUGGCAUCAAAGAAAAACCUUAGUAAUCCCUGACAGCUGGUUUUAGACCUAGUCUUCAUCAUGUUCCAGGUGAUCGCCAUCAGUUCCUUCCCCACCCAUCAUCCACCCUUAUGCAAAAACAUGCAUGUUGGAAGUGCCAUUGAACAGUUCUGUGCCGUUGCUGUGACGCCGUCGCUGAGCAGCACACUCGCGUGGGGCUCGUGUUGUCUGAUUUUGGUAGCAAAAUUUUGGACCCCUGUACCUAAACCACUAGUCCUGACUAAAGGACAAGACUGCCUCUUUUUUGAUCAAUCCAAUAAGGACUACACUGCAUCAAGAAUUCAGGAAAGACGAUCAAUGAGCAAAAAGGAGAAAAAAGCAGCUCCUUUUUCAGCCUUGAAGUAUUUUUCCCGUUUGGUGCACUUGUUUCUCUUGUUAUCUUUAGCUGCACGAUACUUAUUCUUCAGGUAACAAAUGUAGGCAGAUAUGAUCAAUGAAGAAUUCACUUUUAGUGUUUUUUAUUUCUUUCCGUCAGCUUUUUACCUGUCAGUAUUAAUUUUGUCUGGUUUGUAAUGAAGUUUUUUUGUUGUUGUUUGUUUCAGUGAACAUUGUGUAAUGUUUUUGUUGUUGUGGUUUUGUUUUUUUUGUUUUUUCAGUAAAGGCAGUAUUACCCCUCCCAUCCUUCACCAGUAUAACUUUACAUUUUUAGUUUUAGAGACCUUUUAUAUUUAUGUGUCUUAUUUUUGUAUUUUCUUUAUGGUUAUUUAUUACACAAUGUAGUGUACAAUACUGUAGUUUUUAUUAAUACAAUAAUAUAUUUUAGUAUGAAGAAUAAUUUCGAAGAUAAAUGAAAUCAAAGCUGGGGAAGGAACUCCAGCAUUUCAAAGUGUUUUAAAAUAGAAGUAUUAUUUUCAAAUUUUCGAAAUGCAUUGUUUGAGGAAAAAAAAACUAACCCCCUAAAGUAUAUCAGAACUUUACACGUCACUUUCAUGUUAUUGUCUCUUACCCCACUAUACUUUGAAGCUACUGAAAACUAAUUGUAUGAUAUACACGCAUGAGUCCUUGCUGUUGUAUCAAAAGAUUGUCCCUCACCAUGAAACUGUGCUGCCCUUUUAAUGAAGCCAAAACAUCAUCAAUGUGUUGUUUUUUAUUAUUAUUUUUGGUUGUGCCAAUUUGUAACUCUCUUUGUCUACAUCAAGGCAGCAAAGUCUUUUAUAUGUCCCUGUUUUAACCUUUUUAGUGCUAGCGUUUUGUUUGAUUGUUUGUUUUUGUUUUUUUUAAUGACUCCCCAUCUCACAAUAAAAUACUUCAAGAAUUCAGCA